Messenger RNA from Symbiodinium sp. CCMP2592, 453 nucleotides. The record is from the annotation of a GenBank genome assembly. NCBI's taxonomy places the organism in Eukaryota, Dinophyceae, Suessiales, Symbiodiniaceae.
AUGCUUGGGAGUGGAGUGGGGAAUGUUGGGAGGUAUGAGCCGUCUAAAACUGUUGGAGAGCGUCUUCAGUGGCAUCUUAAGAGGCCUCGGGCGUGGAAUCCGUGGCGAGGCGCAGACUUCCUCGUUCUGGGCCCCUCUGCGGCCUGGAAGGGUGAGGGCGGCAUCCUUGCGGCUGGGUACCUCACCCCGCUGUGGCAGAUUUCGUCGAGUGGUUGGGCAGAGCCGGAGCACCCCUUUGAAGGAGGAGGAGGCUUGGGCUCCACGCCUGCAGCUCACUGCUCCGUGGAAAUGGAGGCCAUUACGAAGUCCGACGUGGACCUGGAAGGCCAGUGGAUUGAGGGUCAACACACCAGCUUUGGUCUUAAGAACUCGACGGAAGUUUCGGCAAACACCAGAAGAAGCAGUGAUCUUAAGACCGAGUCAGUAGCUACACGAUCUGGUCCAGAUCCUUAA